UUGCAACGACUCGGUGUUCCAAAGGGCCAACCUGGGGUGGAGUCCCGCCACCUGGACUGAGGAGGAAAGUCCUGAGCUGGCCCUCUCACGGCCUGGGCUGGGUGGGAAGUUGAGAGCCCGCACUCGUCCACCCUGACCGCCUACCGCCGAUGUUCCCGGAUGCGCUGGCGUCCAGCGCCAGCCCUUUCGCCCUUACCCCUGUUAUCAUUAAGACCUGAUGCCCUAGGCAGCAGUGCUUAAGAACCUAGGCCGCACGUUCUCUCGCCUUCACUCCGCAGGAAGCGCAAAUGAUGGUUCUGCUGGGUGAACCCUGGACACCCAAAUCCUAAUAAUCCACCCCGCCCCGCCCCCCGAAAACAGCGCCUGACCUCUCCGUACUGCCACGCUGGAGGCAAUCAAUAAAGGUCUUCCGAAAGAAUUUUAAAUGUAUUUAAGAGAACCCUUUAAAAGGAGCGCCGACGAGACUGGGUUGGAAUUCAGGUUUGGUUAAGGCAUUGCUUCCACGACAAUUCUCAAUCCGCAGAUAACCCAAAACUCGAGUUCCUACACGUCCCCUUCACUUCCAGGUCAUCCCGGAGGCCGCAGUCGCGGCUCUAACGCUCGUCAGAACCCCAUUGCCCAUCGCGAGGAAGUGCAGGAAAAACAGGCUCUUUGGUGGGACGCUGGGACGUGCGGAGCUCGGGGAGGCUAGCCCGACGGGCCUGUCCUGGGCACCCACGGUCGUGGGAACUCGUCUUCGGGCGUCUUUCCGGGAAAUUGCUUGGGUAAGGUCAGGUGGUCCAUCACCUGAAUGAUUACAAGGUGUUAUCUUGGGGGAGAAAUGGGGAUAAAGGACGACCGGCUUUUGGAGGUGGGCUGGAAACUACAAAACCGAGCUUCUUGGGAACAGCCUUAUAGUCUAACAGGAAGUGGAGCGUCACCGAAAGGGAGGGGUGGCCGCCCGGGACGGCCCCCUGCUUCAGGCUCUCUCUUUGCGGUCAGCGUUUCAUCCAGGUUAUCCAUCCAGCGAGUGACGCCAAGUCGUUGCACGCUACUGGGUUUGGAAAAAAGCAAAAAAUGAGCAAGCGAGACGCCCCUUCCGCUUUAUGAUCACCCAGCUGCAAGCAAAUAAAUCGGCUGGUCCCACUGCAAUCUUCUGCACUCGAGUGCCAAGAGAGCCUGUUCCUAUGAAUUACUGAAGCCAUAAAGAAAAAAUUUUUUAAAUUAAAACUUUACCACAAUGAGGUGUUACCACAUCUGCAAAGUCCCUGGAAGAGUGAUGGGGAUUCGAGUGCUUCGUUUCUCCCUGGUGGUCAUCCUUGUGUUACUGCUGGUGGCUGGGGCUCUGACCACUUUGCUUCCUAAUAUCAAAGAAGACAAGAUGCUCGCUUUGCGAAGGGAGAUCAAAUCCCAGGGCAAGUCCCCGCUGGAUUCCUUCACUCUCGUAAUGCAGACGUACAACAGGACAGACCUCCUGCUGAGACUGUUAAAUCACUACCAGGCGGUACCGAACCUGCACAAAGUGAUCGUGGUGUGGAACAAUGUCGGGGAGAAGGGGCCGGAUGAGCUGUGGAAUUCCCUAGGGCCUCACCCUGUCCCCGUCAUCUUCAAACCGCAGACAGCAAACAGGAUGAGAAAUCGACUGCAGGUCUUUCCUGAACUGGAAACCAGUGCCGUGUUAAUGGUGGACGAUGACAUGCUAAUUAGUGCCCAAGACCUUGUUUUUGCUUUCUCUGUUUGGCAGCAAUUUCCUGAUCAAAUCGUAGGAUUUGUUCCAAGAAAGCAUGUCGCUACUUCCUCCGGUGUCUACAGUUACGGAGGUUUUGAGCUGCACACACCAGGGUUUGGAAACGGUGACCAUUACUCUCUGGUCCUGAUUGGAGCUUCAUUCUUCAACAGCAAAUACCUUGACCUCUUUCAGAGGCAACCUGCCGCCGUCCACGCUUUGUUAGAUGAAACACAGAACUGUGAUGACAUCGCCAUGAAUUUUCUCAUCGCCAAGCACACUGGGAAGACCUCAGGAGUGUUUGUGAAACCUGUGAACAUGUACAAUUUAGAAAAAGAAACCAACGGUGGCUAUUCCGGAAUGUGGCAUCGAGCUGAGCACUUUCUGCAGAGGUCUUACUGUAUCAAUAAGCUCGUUCAUAUCUAUGACAGCAUGCCCUUAAGAUACUCCAACAUUAUGAUUUCUCAGUUUGGUUUUCCAUAUGCCAACCACAAAAGUAAAAUGUGAAAGGAAAAACAAACAAAAACGAACCUCUGAACUGCUUAGCAUUUGAGUAGCUCCUUCAGGCUAUGGUUGGUUUUUUAAUUUAAAAAAAUUUUUUUUUUUAAGCAACGUCAUGAAUGUUUUUUUCCACGCCAGAAGUCUCUACAAAGGGAAAAAAAAAAUGCGUAAGACUUCUAGGAUAUAAAAUAUUCAUGAAACCCAAGAAGCUGGUGUUAUCCAGAUAGGCCUUCUUGUGAAAAGUUUUUACCCACGGAUAUAAUUCCUUGGUCAGCGAUUUUAUUGUUUACAUUCUGAGACUGUGCAGUGUUUUUUGUUUUUUGUUUUUGUUUUUGUUUUUGUUUGGACUCCUGGCACUUGCCUUAAGGAUGUUUAGCAAGCUGUUUCCAGGAUCAGAAACCACAGAGAAAUAUCUCUGAGCUUUUUCAUUGAAGGGUGGAUUGUUUUCAUUCGAAGCCUGAAAUGCCUCUUUAGCAAAAGCCUGUGGUAUAGGGAAAAGCCAUGUGAGGAGAGAAGAGCCUAGAUCCCAUAAAAAAACAAGUGGGAAAUUUGUGACUUCCCUCUUGGUCCUUCCAGCCAACCCUCUCCAGGACAGACUCAUCCCAGCAUGGUUUCGACACAGCCAUCGGUGUUGUUAUUUCUGUUAAGUCUACUGUGAGUGGAAGGGUUAAUUUUAGUAGCUGAAGGAUGUCUAGUUGUUUGCUUGAUUUUUGUGAACAUUUACUGCAUGGAUCACAAAAAAAAAAAAAAUGCAACCUGUGUGUUUUAUGUGCAACUUGUAUGCAGCAAGGAGUAAACGUGUUCCUAGUUUCAGGUCGUG
This is a messenger RNA of Phacochoerus africanus (Common warthog), 3026 nucleotides long. RefSeq names its product exostosin like glycosyltransferase 2 (gene EXTL2). The coding region runs from base 1220 to 2212 and encodes 330 amino acids. Lineage: Eukaryota; Metazoa; Chordata; Mammalia; Artiodactyla; Suidae. The transcript is spliced from 5 exons. Gene Ontology annotation, cellular component: membrane. Gene Ontology annotation, molecular function: glycosyltransferase activity. The record is from RefSeq and is a predicted model, not a curated record.